AUGUAUAUUAUAUUAAAAGAGAACUUCGAAAAUGAAUUUGGUCGUGCUGAUAACCAAACAUACCAUGAAUUUCCAAAAAAAAAUGAUCAUGUGGAAGAAAGAACAAGAGCAUCAGAGAGACAAAGUGCACCACCAUCAAAUAUAAGCCAGAUGGAAAAUGAUGACGCUUCUGAAUUUAUGAGCGAUGGCCAAGCUGAUCCCAAUUUGAAGCAAAAUCAUGAAGAUAAAGAAGAAAUUGAUGAGGAUUCAGAUGAAACAUCCAAGCAUCAACAACAACACCAUCAGGCAACAUGCAUGAAGACCACCAACAGGCAUGAGGCAACAACAUCAAGACCACGAAUAGGCAUCAACACCAACACCACCAACGGGCAUCAACACCAACACCAUCAGGCAACAUGCAUCAAGACCACCAACAGGCAUGAGGCAACAACAUCAAGUACCCAACAGGCAACAACACCAAAAGGCAACAACAAGAACAAGUACCCAGCCAACAACAGUAACAGGCAACAACAAUGCAUCAAGACCACCAACAGGCAUGAGGCAACAACAUCAAGACCACGAACAGGCAUCAACACCAACACCACCAACGAGCAUCAACACCAACACCAUCAGGCAACAUGCAUCAAGACCACCAACAGGCAUGAGGCAACAACAUCAAGUACCCAACAGGAAACAACACCAAAAGGCAACAACACGAACAAGUACCCAGCCAACAACAGUAACAGGCAACAACAACCCAGCCAACGCCACCAACAAGCAUCAACACCACCAACAGGCAUCAGGCAACAACACCAACACCAAAUUUAA
Molecule: messenger RNA, 807 nt
Organism: Asparagus officinalis (garden asparagus)
Lineage: Eukaryota; Viridiplantae; Streptophyta; Magnoliopsida; Asparagales; Asparagaceae
Exons: 4
Coding region: 1-807 (268 amino acids)
Source: RefSeq, a predicted model, not a curated record